Syngnathoides biaculeatus (alligator pipefish) is the source of this 1609-nucleotide messenger RNA. It is a transcript of the gene ca4a, whose product is annotated as carbonic anhydrase IV a. Gene Ontology annotation, molecular function: carbonate dehydratase activity; zinc ion binding. NCBI's taxonomy places the organism in Eukaryota, Metazoa, Chordata, Actinopteri, Syngnathiformes, Syngnathidae. The transcript has 8 exons. Gene Ontology annotation, cellular component: plasma membrane. The record is from RefSeq and is a predicted model, not a curated record. The coding region runs from base 345 to 1277 and encodes 310 amino acids.
UUCAGUGUCUUGGGCUUGUGAUGUGAACAAAGCUGCUUUUGUGGCUUAUUUACACUUCGCCUGCUAUUCAUCUUCCUCGCAACAGGAUGUAUUUACCCUAGCAACACCUUGAUCGCAUCAUUUGACCACACACGCACGCACGCGCACACUGAGAUGCUCACUGGAGAAGAAGGGGAAGAAAAGAAAAAAGAAAAGGUGGUCCAUCGGCGGAGGAUGCCCGUGAAAGGGGGGCGGGGCCAGCCCCCGUCCCUGCCGUGUGGCACGCUGAUGGCAAAGUAUAAGACCCCCCUGCAAGCGGGCGACCUGCACGAGCGAGCCACUGCGUUACCUCCACCUGUCCCGACAUGCAGAUGCAGCAUCUCCCCUCGGUGGUCGCCCUCCUGGCAUCUUGCUGGACCUUCUGCGACGCGGCGGGGGACUGGUGCUAUCAGUCACAGUUCACCUGUGAGCGUCAGUGUAAUGCGCCGGAAAAGUGGAACCACGCAAACGGCGCCUGCGCCGGAAAGUCCCAAUCGCCCAUCAACAUCGUCACCAGAAAGACGUUGAAAGACGAGCGUCUGACCCCCGUUGAGUUCGCCAACUACCAGCAGAUCUUCCGAGGAACCAUCAAGAACAACGGCCACUCGGUUCAAGUUGGCGUCCCUCACCUCAGCACCAUCUCGGGUGGGGGUCUGCCCAGCACCUACAAGGCCGUCCAGUUCCACCUGCACUGGGGCAACAAUGGCGGCCCGGGAUCUGAACACACCAUUGAUGGGGAGCAGUAUCCCAUGGAGCUGCACAUCGUGCACAUGAAGCAUCGAUACAACGAUUUGGUGACAGCACUUGCAGAUCCAGAAGGCGUUGCAGUCUUGGGCUUUUUUUACGAGAUGUCCAACAGUGCGAACCGAAAGUACGACCCCAUUAUCAGCGCUCUGCGGAGCAUCAAAACCACAAACGCCAAUACCUCUCUGCCUCCUACAUCCUUGGCACAGCUCAUUCCACCUGAGCACAACCUGACCUCCUUCUACCGCUAUAAGGGGUCCUUGACCACACCGGGCUGCACGGAGGCCGUGGUUUGGACCUUAUUUGAGAAUCCCAUCCCGCUGAGCUUUGAACAGCUGCGGGCUUUCUCUGAGCUCAAGUUUCAUGAUGGGAAGGCAAUGGUGGGGACCUUCAGGCCAGUGCAGCCCCUCAAUGGCCGCCGGGUGUUCCGAUCUGGAAGUGCGGUGGUCUCGGUCAGCUCCAGGCUCCUCAUGGCCGGCCUGGCCAUGGCCUUGGGACUCUCCCGGCUCAAUUAAGAACGAAGCGCCCGUGCUGCACUGCGACACUCAUGAACAUUGAACAUCAUUCCUGGUUUUGUGGCCGCAUGGUCUCCAAAACGGUUACACAUGUCGUAGUGCAUGCAUCGCUCACCGGGUGGCCCCAGUCUUCUUAUAACACACAUGACAAGGGUCUAAAAAGAGCACCCUGGAGGUGUAUAAGGGUUGAUCAGGAUGCAUGCAUGCAUGCGUAGUGAAUAAGCAGGUAAUACGUCCGCUUUAUGAAUGUGUCAUGAAGUACUCAGUGACCAGUGCAGUCAGGCCCCUGCCCUGAUAUUUCCCAGCAUCACAUCAAAAGUACACACACACAC